UGCAGCUCUGACCCAUGACUUCUCCAACGCCGCUAACUAGGCCUGGCCCUGCCUCUCCUCUCACACGCAGGCCACAGUCACUUCCUAGCGCCUCCAGAGAGCGUGAGUUCUGGACUUGGCGGCCUGGCCCCCCCCACAGGCCUUCCAGACUGGGACCCCAAUACGCAUGCCGCCUACAUCGACAGCCACUACUCUUACCCAGCGUCUGCGGCUGAAGGUUUCCUGACUUCCGGCUUCUGCCCGCCUGUGGACCCAGGGCAGCUGUGCCCACUUCCCCAGGGGAUGGAGGACCCCCUGGAUACUCGACUCUAUGCAGAGCCUUCCCUGCCACAGGCAGAAUCCUGGAGAGUUUCUGGACUCCUCUCAGGACCCCCACAGUUGCCCCCUGUGGUCCAGGGACCAUCCUUGGAUGCAGCCCGUGCUCACAUGCUGGCCUUGGGGCCACAACAGCUGCUGGCCCAGGAUGAGGAGGGCGACACGCUCCUGCACCUGUUUGCGGCUCGGGGGCUACGCUGGGCAGCAUACGCUGCGGCUGAGGUGCUCCAGGCGUGCAGACACCUGGACAUCCGCGAACACAAGGGCAAGACGCCUCUUCUGGUGGCAGCUGCCGCCAACCAGCCUCUGAUUGUGGAGGAUCUGCUGAACCUGGGAGCGGAGCCCAACGCCACGGACCACCAGGGGCGUUCUGUCCUGCACGUGGCUGCUACCUAUGGGCUCCCAGGAGUCCUCUCGGCUGUGUUUAACUCCGGGGUCCGAGUUAACCUGGAAGCCAGAGACUUCGAGGGCCUCACCCCCCUCCACACAGCCAUCCUGUCCCUCAACGUUGCCAUGCGCCCACCCGACCUGUGCCCCCGGGUGCUGAGUGCCCAGGCCCGAGACAGGCUGACUUGCGUCCAGAUGUUGCUGCACAUGGGUGCCGACCACACCAGCCAGGAGAUCAAAAGCAACAAGACAGUCCUGCACCUGGCCGUGCAGGCCGCCAACCCUACCUUGGUUCAGCUGCUGCUGGAAUUGCCACGGGGAGACCUGCGGGCCUUCGUCAACAUGAAGGCCCACGGGAACACAGCUCUCCACAUGGCGGCCGCCCUGCCCCCUGGACCUCCCCAGGAGGCCAUCGUGCGGCGCCUGCUGGCGGCUGGAGCGGACCCGACAUUGCGGAACCUGGAGAACGAGCAGCCUGUCCACCUGCUGCGGCCCGGGCCGGGCCCUGAGGGGCUCCGGCAGCUGUUGAAGAGGAGCCGUGUGGCACCCCCAGCCCUGUCCUCUUAGGACUCGAACCCAGACCUGGACUGAUUUUCCAGUCCCCUCCGUCCCGUGGGACAGCCAGCGUAUGCUAAUGUUGCAAAUUCAUGAUAAUAUAUGGGGGAUGUCCUGCCAUCCAGGGUCUUACAUUAAAACCCCAGAAUGGCUGCUGGGGGCAAACAGUCCCCAAUACUUGGGGUGGUGUGAUACCCCUCCCCCACCCACAAGGAGCCCCGUAAUGAUUUCUGUGAAAUCGAAGCCCCUUGAUUGUUUCUGUGAAA
Molecule: messenger RNA, 1523 nt
Organism: Trichechus manatus latirostris (Florida manatee)
Lineage: Eukaryota; Metazoa; Chordata; Mammalia; Sirenia; Trichechidae
Gene: NFKBID
Product: NFKB inhibitor delta
Exons: 9
Coding region: 283-1269 (328 amino acids)
Biological process (GO): regulation of gene expression
Cellular component (GO): nucleus
Molecular function (GO): protein binding
Source: RefSeq, a predicted model, not a curated record